Messenger RNA from Camellia sinensis, 2005 nucleotides. The record is from RefSeq and is a predicted model, not a curated record. NCBI's taxonomy places the organism in Eukaryota, Viridiplantae, Streptophyta, Magnoliopsida, Ericales, Theaceae.
GGGGAUCUGGACUCAUAGAAUAUGCCUUGCUCUGAUCUUCAAAAUCCCUUUCUCUCCGCCCCUUCCCCCCCUCUCUCUCUCUCUCUCUCUCUCUCCAUCAUCGUCAAAGAUCUCCACGACUCUAUACUCUCUCUCUCUCUCUCUCUCUACAUGGAGCUUUUUCAAGAGCUCAUGUUCACUGUCGGUCUAUCUCUUCUGGUCUUUUUCGUCAUCGCCAAGCACUUUUCAAUGGCGUCCUCUUCUGAUCCUGCUGGAGACAACUCCGUGUCGGUGUCGGUUAUCGGCGUCAUCACCGAACAAAAUCGUCCCCAAAAAUCGGUGGUUUGGGACUCGGCAAGCGAGAGGAGAGUUUGCUUCGUCGACGAAGCGGUUGAAUUUGAUGAACAUGUAGAGGAGCCUAGGGCUGAAGCUGUUGGAUCGCCAUUAAUAUGCGGCGAUGAGGAGCUUGAUGAUGGAGAGGAGGUUUUCGAAGAAUUCUUAAACGUUGGAUUGGAGAAUGAAGAUUUGAGAGCCAGUGUUUUUAGGGAGGAGGCAAAAGGACAAGUGUUGAAUGAAGAGAGAGAAGCUGUCGGUGGAGUUGAGUUUGAAGCAAACUUGUUUGAUGAAUGUUCUAAGUGGGAGAAAUUUCGCGAAAUCGGAAUAGAAUCGGAGGAUUUGGUUGAAAAAUGUUCUGAGAAGGCCGGGGUUCGCGAAAUUGGGAUAGAAUCGGGAAACGAUGGAGAGAGCGUGGCAAAAUUUGAGGAGGUUAGGGUUUUGGAGAGUGAAGAUAAUAAGAGGAACGAAAGUGUCGAUGAGAUUUGCGGCAAAGAAACAGGGUUUUUCGAUGAUUGGGAAGGGAUAGAGAGAACGGAGUUGGAAAAGCGUUUUGGUGAUGCAGUGGUGUUUGCUGGUUCUAAGAGCAAUGCUGAUAGAAUUUUGAGCCUCGAUAAUGAUAGCAAGAUGCAGCUAUAUGGGCUUCAUAAGGUUGCCAUUGAAGGGCGCUGCCGACUGCCACAGCCAAUGGCAUUGAAGGUGUCUGCUCGUGCAAAGUGGAAUGCUUGGCGACAGCUUGGGGAUAUGAACCGAGAGGUGGCUAUGGAGCAAUAUAUUGCCCUUAUGUCAAGAAGCAUUCCUGGGUGGAUGGGAGGUGACACAGAAGAUGGUAAACAGGUUUCUUCAGAUGCAGGAGCAUCUACAAAUCUACCUUUUAAUUUACACAAGCUAGUUGGCACAGAAAAUGAAAGUAUUUCAGAAGAACGUAAACCUUGUGAUGGAGGUUGUGGGAUGAUUGGGGUUGAGGGUUUUGAGGGUUCAAACUCCGUAAACAGAGAGAGGGAGGAGUGACAUCCAUUUAUGCCGGUUACUUCCAUGACCAUGCAACUGAAAACUUCACCGGUACCAAUAACCAGCGAUCAGGUGUUUGCUUCAAGGAACUUCAGUUCUGGUUAUAACCAAGUAUAUAUUGCUCUCUUUUUUUUCUUCUUUUUUUCUUAUGUAAAUAAGGAACUAGUCUUCUGUACAAUCAACAAAUUUCCUGGGAUUCCUAGCCCUGCUUCUCAUGGGGUUGUAGCAGGAAACAUUUGAUUAUUAGGGUCUGGAAGAAAUUUUCUGUUUCUUUCAUAUAUAUAUAUAUAUAUAAUUUGGUGGCAAUAGGAAUUUCAUUAGAGAAUGUCCUCCUAUUUCUGCCUUGCUGCCUAUGACAAAACGUUGCCCUCCUCUGUUAAAUAUAUAUAGGUUUCGUUUGGGAAGAAUGGGUUGGGUGGGUUUGGAGCUAUUUUAAUUAUAAAAAGAUAAAAUAGAUUUUUUAGCCUAAAAGCAUCUUCAAGGGGAUAGUUAAAUAAGGUUUGUUAGGCAUUUUAGCCAAUGUAAAUCUAAUUUUGAGCUCUAAUGGACUAGCUAUUGGGCUAGUUAGUUUAUCAUCUUAUUUUUUUGGUAGCUACAAUUGAAGAGUCUCAGAGGCUCUUCAAAUAAUUAUGUAUGUAUAUAUUUUAGAUUUUUGUAUAUUUAUGUCUUGGAUUUGGAAUUU